Messenger RNA from Humulus lupulus (European hop), 1662 nucleotides. RefSeq lists its product as uncharacterized. The transcript has a single exon. Bases 1 to 1662 code for a protein of 553 amino acids. Lineage: Eukaryota; Viridiplantae; Streptophyta; Magnoliopsida; Rosales; Cannabaceae. The record is from RefSeq and is a predicted model, not a curated record.
AUGGAUAGAAGUUGGAUGUCAAUUCGAGAUAGAACUGCUGAAGACUAUGUAAAUGGAGUUGAAACUUUUUUAAAUUUUGCAAUCGAAAAUGCUCCUCCGGAUAGUGACGGCUUAAUCUCAUGUCCAUGCAAGAAGUGUGUUAACUUUAAGAAAAUGUCUCUUGCUGAUGUAAGAGGACAUUUAUUUUUUAAUGGGAUAAAUCCAAACUAUAAAGAAUGGAGUUGGCAUGGGGAAUAUGUACCUAGUCAGACUCCACAUUCUCGUAAGAAUGUUCGAUAUUCAAAUGAGAAUGAAAUUGAUGAUUACCCUUUAGAAAUGGUGGAAGAUGCAUUUGAUAAUGAUUUUCUAGAACGUCCUGAUGAAUUUGCCAAAAUUUUAGAGGAUGCAGAGAAACCAAUCUAUCCUGGUUCAAAAUUCUCAAAACUUUCUACAUUAGUAAAGUUGUAUAAUAUGAAGGCACGACAUGGAUGGAGUGAUGUUGGUUUUUCUGAUUUGAUUGCUUUUUUCAAAGAAGUCAUGCCGGAAGAAAAUGAAAUUCCAAUAUCUUUGUACGAGGCAAAGAAAACCUUAUCAACAUUGGGAAUGGAGUAUGAAAAAAUACAUGCAUGUUCAAAUGACUGUAUUUUAUAUCGUAAGGAAUUUGCUGAAGCAAAUAAUUGUCCGGUGUGUAAGCGUUCAAGAUGGAAAUUGAAAAACAAUUCUAACGAGGUGCGAAGUGGUAUUCCAGCUAAGGUGUUAUGGUAUAUUCCUCCUAUCCCGCGAUUUAAGCGUUUGUUUAGAAACUAUAAUCACGCUAAAAAUUUGAUUUGGCAUGAGGAAGGCAGGAUAAAAGAUGGUAAACUACGACAUGUGGCUGAUUCACCGGCAUGGAGAAAUGUUGAUGAUAAAUGGGAGAAAAUAAAAAAGGAUCCUAGAAACCUUCGGCUAGGCCUUUCUGCCGAUGGCAUAAACCCACAUAGUUCUCUUAGUAGUUCAUAUAGUUGUUGGCCAAUCGUUCUCGUUGUUUAUAAUCUUCCUCCAUUAUUGGUUAUGAAAAGAAGAUAUACAAUGCUCACUCUAUUGAUAUCAGGACCUACACAACCUGGAAAUGAUAUAGACGUAUUCUUGGCUCCAUUAAUUGAUGAUUUAAAAAUAUUGUGGAAUGGAGUAGAAGGUUGUUAUGAUAGGUACAAGGACGAGUAUUUUACAUUAAGAGCGGUCCUAUUAUUUACUAUCAAUGACUAUCCGGCUCUAUGUAAUUUGGCUGGAUGCACUGGCAAAGGCUAUAAAGGGUGUGUAGUAUGCGGUGACCAUACCUAUUCGAGAUGGUUGUACAAAUCUAAGAAAGCAUGUUAUAUGGGGCACAGACGAUAUCUCAAACUUAAUCAUCCUUAUCGCAAAUACAAAAACUCUUUUGAUGGUCGAGAAGUGCUUGACUUGCCUCCUGAACCAUUGAGUGGAGAGCUCAUAUUUGAAAAAGUUCAAGACAUCAAUAUUCAAUUUGGAAAACCAGAUAGAGAAAAAAAGGAAAUCACUAAAGUUGGCAAGGGUAGAGGACAACAAAAUGACAAAGAGAGAGGAAAACGCAAGCGCAAAACGAAAGAGAAAAACACGGAGAAAGGCAAAGUGAUAAACGAUGACUUGAAUUCAUCAUCUUGGAAAAAAAAAGUCCAUCUUUUUUGA